AAACAUGCAAAUUACAAUGCCUUGGUCCCUACUCAUCCACUCAUACUAACUAAAAACAAAACAAAAACUAUAAUCAGCUAUGCCUUCUUUUCAUACAAUAAGAAUUGCUGCUGCGAUGUCGCCAUAUCUGCCGCUGAUAGUCAUCCUCAUCAUCAGGGGAUCAACGGCCAGGGAGCUACGCCCUUCUGAUCAUGGUCUGGAGUACCAAAGCCUGCCGCCGAUGGGGCUCAAGUCACCGGGGAUGAUGUCCUUCUUCGGAGCAACAUCCAAGUCUUCCUCAUCGACACCAUCUACGAUGGCGUUGCCGAAGGCCUUGAAUUCCAACGACACAUCGUGGUGGAGUGCUGGCAGCAAUCGACGGGGGAGUGAUCACUUGAGGCACGUGUUGCUGUUGGGGAGCUUGGUUUGUGGCGUCACAGGUUUGGCAUUGUUAGUUGCUUCUGCUUUCGUUUAUCUUAUUAAAAUUAGAUCAUCCCCUUCCUCUUCCACUAAUACCAACAAUAGUUUAGUCCCAAUUGCAAUUAGCAAGUGAUUUUGGAUUUUUUUUUUUUAAUUUUUAUUCCUUUGGGUCAAUUUAGUAAGGAUCAUGUAAAGUAGUUAAAAGAGUCAUUUGCAUUUUUCCCUUUUUUUUAAUCUUUUCUUUCUUUCUUUUUUAACUCUUUUUCAUUUUAAUUUGUUUUUUUGUCUUUAAACUUCAAUUAUUGAUGCAGAACCUUUGUACCCUUGUUAAAUUUGGGAAUGAUCAGUUUUUAAUUUGUUAUAGAGAAUUCCUGAAAAUUAGAUUAGCAAAAAAUGAUUAGCUAAUUUUUUUUUUUAAUAAAUGAGACCACGAUAAGAACAUUGUGAGUGAUAAAAUAUGAAUUUAAUACAUGUUAGAUGCAUGGAUUUAAAUAACGUCCGUGAUGCGAUAUACUGGUUGUUAUUUAGCGGUGGCACCGCUCUUCGUCACUGUUACUCAUCACAAUAGAGGUAUGAUUCGUCAUUCACAAAAUUGCUAUGUAUCAUGUUUACAAAUAACGAUAUAAUAAAAAAUUGUGAUUAUAAUAUACACUAAAAUAAU
Messenger RNA from Durio zibethinus, 1060 nucleotides. RefSeq lists its product as uncharacterized. Lineage: Eukaryota; Viridiplantae; Streptophyta; Magnoliopsida; Malvales; Malvaceae. The record is from RefSeq and is a predicted model, not a curated record.